UGAUUGGCCAAAAACGUGACCUUGAUCGACACGGCCACGCACAACAACAAUUCUGAGUUCUGAGCUCAGACUCCGAUUCAUCAUCCAAUUUCUUCGAUUUAUCAUUCAAAAUGUCGAGUUCGGGUACCAUAGACACGGACUGCAUGACAAUGACAAGAUAUGUGUUGGCAGAACAACGCAAACAUCCCAAAGCCACAGGCGAUUUGACGCAGUUAUUGAAUGCAAUUUUGACUGCGGUCAAAGCGGUGUCCUCAGCUGUGCGGAAAGCAGGCAUUUCACGCCUGUAUGGCAUGGCAGGUGAUGUCAACAUCCAGGGGGAGGAGGUGAAAAAGCUUGACGUCCUUGCCAAUGACAUGUUCAUCAAUAUGUUGAAGUCAUCCUUUACUACCUGUCUUCUUGUGUCGGAGGAGAAUGAAAAUGCCAUAGUAGUGGACUUAGACAAACAACAUGGUGGCACAGAUAAGGGCAAGUACAUUGUCUGUUUUGAUCCACUUGAUGGCUCAUCCAACAUUGACUGCCUAGUGUCGAUCGGUACAAUCUUUGGCAUUUAUAGAAAGACUUCAGAUGGCCAAGCAACUGAGAAAGAUGCACUUCAGACAGGUCGACAGCUGGUGACGGCUGGCUAUGCCCUCUACGGUAGUGCCACCAUGGUUGUGCUCUCCACUGGCUGUGAGGUGAAUGGAUUCAUGCUCGAUCCUUCUAUUGGCGAGUUCAUCUUGACAGAUGCUAACAUUAGAAUCCCGUCACGAGGCAAGCUCUACUCCCUGAAUGAAGGUUACGCCAAGGCUUGGGAUCCAGCCGUCGCAGAAUAUGUCAACUCUAAGAAAGACCCUGGGCCGGGUAAGAAACCUUAUGGUGCCAGAUACAUUGGUUCCAUGGUAGCUGACGUACAUAGGACACUCAAGUACGGAGGGAUAUUUAUGUACCCUGCUACUAAGGAAUCGCCUAAUGGCAAGCUCCGUCUUCUCUACGAAUGCGUCCCAAUGGCCUUCAUCAUCGAGAAGGCAGGUGGCAUGGCAACAAAUGGAAAAAUCCCCAUUUUAGACGUCCAACCGGAAUCGAUUCACCAGCGAAUGCCUAUUUUCCUGGGAUCCAAAGAUGAUGUGCAAGAUGUAAUAGAUUUAUACAAGAAACACAGCCAGGCAUGAGAUACAAGGUUAUGGACAAUUAAAUGGGAUGUGAUGCAAAGGACUUCUUGAAAUAUUUCUCAGAAUAUGAGAAUUUGAUUGAGGAGGUUGCAAUUUCGAAAAUAGUGCUAUAUUUCGAUUAAAUGAGGUUAUGAUAGAACAAAUAGGAAUUGUAUAGAAUGCAGUUUAGUAGAAAUUCUAUCUGAUGAUCUUGGCGUCUACUGAUAACUUUGUCGUCGGAAAAAGGUUGUCUAUAAUGUUAAACAUGUGUUGAUAAAUUAUACUAUCUGUUGGAGUACUGUAGUACAUGACAAUGUACAUGUUGUGCCAUAAUCCUAAUAGUACCACUACUAAUAAUCAAUCUAAUCAUGAUACUAUAAUUAAAAUAUUUAUGGUGGUACUGGGUUGUCUAAAUUUGUAAGCUUGUUUGUAUAUUUCAGUACUGCCAUGGUUGCAAUAUAUCUCUUUUCUUCAGGCUUCCUUGCGGUACCCAGCAGCCAACUGUUACAAUGUUCCAAAAUUACGGUCUAUGAUAGUUAUUUCUCAAUAAAGGUGAUUAGUGACUUAUUUAGUUAAAA
This is a messenger RNA of Lineus longissimus, 1705 nucleotides long. Its product is annotated as fructose-1,6-bisphosphatase 1-like. Gene Ontology annotation, molecular function: fructose 1,6-bisphosphate 1-phosphatase activity. Lineage: Eukaryota; Metazoa; Nemertea; Pilidiophora; Heteronemertea; Lineidae. The record is from RefSeq and is a predicted model, not a curated record. Bases 111 to 1148 code for a protein of 345 amino acids. The transcript is spliced from 8 exons. Gene Ontology annotation, cellular component: cytoplasm; cytosol. Gene Ontology annotation, biological process: gluconeogenesis; fructose metabolic process; sucrose biosynthetic process.